CUGCAGCCUGAGGCCACCACUCCCCUCCUCCGGAUCGCAGCAGCCUCCUCGACGCGCUCCGGCUCCUGCGCCUCAGUUCGGUGUGUGCGCGAGCGGCGGCUCCUCCGGGCCGGCUCUGGUUCUGGAGCUCAGCAUGGGCCCGUGGACUCUGGUGCUGCUGCAGCUCUCUGCGCUGGCUGGGCCUCUGUGGGCUCAGGGCGCUGAUCCGGACGGUGCCAUCAGCCCCCAGGACUGCAGCCUGGACUGCAUUCAGCAGGGAGGACCUUCAUGUGAAUACUGCAGAAUAACCAGAAGCGACGUGAAGAAGGCUCUGGGUUUCAGCUCCCUCCAAGCGUUUGGAAAUUGCGUUCCCUGGCCAUGUUUCGAGCUGCUCAGAGACCCUAAGAUCUGCCGGCACUACGUCCAGGCGCCCAACGAGGUGAAGGUGGAGUUUGUGAACGAACCGAACCCCAAGUCUGACACGGUGGUGGUCUCCUGGAAGCCCAGCUACUACGGGAUCGCCUUCCUGCGAGGCUUCCAGGUGUCGCUGCAGGCUCUGGGCGGCACCGGCGUCGCCUGUCAGCUCUUCCUCUUCCAUCGAAACGUCUCCUUACCGGCGUCUCAUGCUCAGAGGGUGUACACGUCGGACCCGUUCCCCGGCCUCGCCCUCGGAACCCAGUACGCCGUCACCGUCAUGGCCCUGCCGGUGCCCGAGAAGUGGGAGAAGUUCUACCACAGCGAGAUCUUCUCCACGCGAUCUUGUACGGAGAAGAACGGUCUGGAGCAGUGCAAGAAAGACUGGUAUCCCAAACACAUUGAGGUCCAGCAGGAAGGAAGCGCCGUCACCGUGACCUUCAACCUGGCUCCUCCUAACCUGGGCAUCAGCAGCUACUUCUCUCUGUGUUACGCAAACGGCAUGAAGAAAUACACGGACAUCACACCUAAUUCCACCAAAAACAAAACCCACCACAGUUAUCAUCUGGACGACCUGCAAGAAGGAACCAACUACACCUGCGAGAUCGCAGCCAACGAAGUGGAUGCUGUGAGAAAAACAUUCAGUGUUCAGGUGCUGCGCAUUCAUAAAGGUGGCGUUCCACUUUCUACCACUCCGUCGCUGGCCGUGGUGCUUCCACUGUGUCUGGCUGUCGUUGCCAUACUGGGAGUCCUGCUGGUUGUCUUCGCCAGGAGGAGGUCGAAGCUGCGCAUGAAGAAACUCGACAUUAAACCAGGUGCAAAGACAAAUCCAGCCACUGUUUUGACUCAUAUUAUCAAGCAGCACGAAGAGAGCAGGACUCAGGAGGAGAUGGUGUUGUUGGCCAGAAACAGGCUGAAACCUCCACGUCUCCUGAUUUGCUACAGCAGCUGUGAUGGUCCAGCUCACAUCAACGCCGUCAUGAAGCUCGGAGCCUUCAUACAGCAGCACAUGGCCACUCAGGUGUGCUUGGACCUGUGGGACUCUCUGAGCGUGGCUCAGGAGGGCAGCAUGGCCUGGCACUGCCGCCACAUCCGGGAAUGCGACUUCAUCUUGGUGAUCUGUUCUUGGGGUCUAAACCAAAAACCAGAACCUCCGGAGCCAGAGUGGGACGGUGAAGAUGAGGAGGCAGAAAGAGAGCUAGACUUUGGGUCCGACGCCGCCGUCAAACUCAUCGGAGAGGAGGUGUGUCGAGCCAAAGCCAGGGGUCAGGACCUGUCCAAAUACAUGGCAGCCAUUUUCAAGUACUCUGAGGAGACGGACAUCCCCACCGAGCUGAGGCUGGUGUCGCACUACACGCUCACAAAUGACCUGGCGCUGCUCUUCUCCCACCUCCACGGAGUGGCCCUGCACAGGCCGGGGGGUUACCUGAAGAUCAGCCACAUCUCAGAGGAGAGCUACGCUAACGUGCCGGCCGGCGCCGCUCUGCAGUGGGCCAUCGAUGAGGCCGCGAUGGAAAUGAGGGCAAAACAGCAGAACUCUGUGGAGGAAGGAAACUGAGCAGUGAAAAAGGGGACUCUUUACACCCGGAUUUAAAGGUCCCAUAAUGUACCUUCACAAAUUCGUCAAAGUCUCACAUGUCCCCGCCAUGUGUCUUGCCCUUUUCAGCUCAAAAUACUGCAAAGAUGGUUCAUUUUAUACAACGUCUGGUCUUAGCCCUGUUCUAGUUGGGCUGUUUUAGCGCCUGUAGCUUUAAAUACAGCUGAGCCACUGCUGUCCCCGCCCCCUUCAGGAAGAAGACUCCCUCUGUUCGGUUACUGACAGAGCAGAGCGGCACCGUCGACUCCAAGUUCUCAACAAACCCUUUUAUUUAACUCAUGUUUGGUGAGUUUACCAUGAAGGUUUUAAAAUCAGUACUUUAGCUGCUAACUAUUUUGUACUCGUCUGACAACAGAACAAAUAUGUAAAUGACAACAGCUUCAUUGGAAAUCCAACCGUUUUACGAUACAGUGCACGUGAGCACAGGGAGCAGGAGAGAAGGGCCGCAACCAGGUGAGUUCAUGGAAACACAGACACCCACCCCGUCCUUACUUAUGGGUUUCGAGUUAGUCUUAAAGGUUCCACCAUCUCUAAAAGUCCCUCGUCACUUACAGAUUCCACGUAGUUCUGACCCGUGGGCGGACCAUCAGAUCUAAUGGUGACGUUAGCCGCAUUAGCCACACAACGUGCACUGAGGAGUUUCUUAUUGUUGUGGGCACAUUGCCAUCAAAAAUAGCCGUAAUCCGCUGGGUGUUCAGUUCCUCAGAUGCUGGCAGUGCAUGAAGACUCUUGUGUUCACUCUUGCAGCCAACAGCAGAACAUUUGGUGAGUUGUGAGGAAGCUGCUAAUUAUCACCUGGAAUCAGUGAGAAGAUGGAAAUAUUUAGCUCGGUGACUAUUUGUUCCUCGGUUUCCGUGUAGAAACUGGAUAAUAUAUCAUAUUUUUCACAGCUUUUAUUUUACACCUGCGAGUUUCUAGCUCAUACAAAACACAACAAAAAACGAUUUCCGCCUUAAAGGACCUUUAAUGGUAGUUCUGAGCUCCGUAUAGAAGAAAGGUUGGUCUGCAGAUGGGCGUUCUGGCUGGAAAAUGAGUUUCACCACUGAAAAGUGGGUAACACAUGUACAGUCCCUGAUGGUGCGCCCUGAAGCAGCCGACCGACUAACCACCGACGCCUCAUUACUGUUGCAGUGGCUGCAACGAUGCACUAUAGCCUCUGAAGUGUGUUAACGUGCUACACAUAUGUGUGUAACGUGUGCGUCCAGUAACAUGUGUCAUGACUAAAAAAAAAAAAAAAAAAGUUUCCAAUUUAUUUUGUUGCAAUGACAUGUACAAUUCUUUUUUUUUAAAAAAUGAAAUUAAACAUUUGUAAAAUAUGCACUGUACAGAAAUAAACUAUUAUUCUUAUAAACGAGUUACUCAAUGAAAAUGCUUAUCUUGAAGUACAUAUUGAACUUUGUAUACAUGCAUGUUUACAGUCACGGUUUAUUUAUUUGUGUGCAUAUCCCAUAUACAUAAAAAUGGAUUAUUAGGUCCGAUCAUUUUGAAUUUUAUGCUAAUGUGAGGUUACACAUAUGAAUAAAUGUUGUUCGCUGUCUUUGUAUUUUACAUCAUAUUUGUAUCUCUGUGCAUCUAAUAAAGCAAAUAUAUUAAAUAUAA
This is a messenger RNA of Stegastes partitus (bicolor damselfish), 3589 nucleotides long. RefSeq names its product interleukin-17 receptor D. NCBI's taxonomy places the organism in Eukaryota, Metazoa, Chordata, Actinopteri, Pomacentridae. Gene Ontology annotation, molecular function: protein binding; interleukin-17 receptor activity. The transcript has 12 exons. The record is from RefSeq and is a predicted model, not a curated record. Bases 134 to 1951 code for a protein of 605 amino acids.